Messenger RNA from Sinocyclocheilus grahami, 545 nucleotides. RefSeq names its product transcriptional activator GLI3-like. NCBI's taxonomy places the organism in Eukaryota, Metazoa, Chordata, Actinopteri, Cypriniformes, Cyprinidae. Bases 36 to 545 code for a protein of 169 amino acids. The record is from RefSeq and is a predicted model, not a curated record. The transcript is spliced from 2 exons.
UGUCUUGAUGAGGUACUGAGGAAUGCACAGUUGUCAUGGAAACCCAGUCCCAGACCAGUUCUGCAGCAGAGAAGAAGAAGAGAGUGGAGACCAUUGUAGCCACCAAGAGCGCGCCCACCCGUGCAGAAAUCAGUGAAAAGGCUGUGGCCUCCAGCACUACUUCCAAUGAGGAUGACAGUUCAGGUUCCCCAUAUCAUCGUGAGAGGCGUAAUGCCAUCAGUGGGCAGGCUGCGGUUCUGGCCAUAUCAGGAAAAAUUAGUGAGGAGCCAUCCACCUCUACAGAAGACCGCCCCCCAUUAGUGAAGAAAGAGCUUCACAGCUCUCUGCCCCACCUGGCAGACCACACUCUGCCCUAUCGGGGGACACUGUUCGCCAUGGACCCUCGCAAUGGAUACCUGGACCCUCACUAUAGUGAGUUACUACUUUGUCAUGUUCUUUGGCCAUAUUGGGACAAACACCCACUCACUAAUUUUUUGGUUCCAAUUUAUCUAUACAUUCUUGUCUUUUUAUCCUAUAAAUAUGUUAGGCCCUUCCUUAAAUCCUAG